CAGUGGAUACUGAUUCUCCAUGGUGUUCACCGGCCAGGUGUCUCAGAGAAGGCGAAACCUCGCCUGUUUUGUUCAGUAAAUCCUGGACACACCUUUUUUAAUGUCAGUCAAGAACUCGGCUGGGUUGCCAUGACGAGCGAGGAGUGUCCUGUGCCGCUGGGGAGCAUUUCCUCAGCAGGGCCAGGGCAGAGCGAGGAAUACGGCUUGGCGCAGGCUGAUGACAUCAUUGAGGAAGUGGGUCCAGAUGAUGACGUCAGUAUCGGCAGUGACCUGAGCACUCUAGUGUUGCCCUUCCCAGAGCUGGCGCCUGUGGUCUUCUUCUGCCUCAAGCAGACCACCUGUCCUCGCAACUGGUGCAUCCGUAUGGUCUCCAGCCCGUGGUUCGAGAGGAUUAGCAUCAUGGUGAUCCUGCUCAACUGUGUGACACUGGGCAUGUACCAGCCCUGUGAGAACAUCGACUGCACCUCGGACCGCUGCCAGAUACUGCAGGCCUUCGAUGCAUUCAUCUACAUCUUCUUUGCAUUGGAGAUGGUGGUAAAGAUGGUGGCUCUUGGCAUCUUUGGCAGUCGCUGUUACCUGGGUGACACCUGGAACAGGCUGGACUUCUUCAUCGUCAUGACUGGGAUGGUAGAGUACUCACUGGACCUGCAGAACAUCAACCUGUCGGCCAUUCGGACAGUGCGGGUCCUUCGGCCCCUCAAAGCCAUCAACAGAGUGCCGAGUAUGCGUAUCCUGGUGAACCUGCUGCUGGACACUCUACCCAUGCUCGGCAACGUGCUGCUGCUCUGCUUUUUCGUCUUCUUCAUCUUCGGCAUCAUCGGCGUGCAGCUGUGGGCGGGGCUACUGAGGAACCGCUGUUACCUGGAGGAGAACUUCACCCUCUCCUCAGGUAUGACCCUGCCCUCUCCGUACUACCAGCCAGAGGAGGAUGACGAACGGCCCUUCAUCUGCUCCCUGGCAUCUGAUAAUGGCAUCAUGUCAUGUACUGAUGUGCCGGCGAGGCGCGAAGGGGGACGAACAUGCUGCCUGGACAGGGAGGACGCGCUCCACAGACAGACUCUGGGCUUGAGUCCUGAGCCGCUGGCCAACGGUAGUGGUGCCGGUGAAGCUAUCGGUCUGUGCAUCAACUGGCACCAGUAUUACACUCGGUGCCACACAGGAAGUAGCAACCCCCACAAAGGUGCCAUCAACUUUGACAACAUUGUCUACGCCUGGAUCGUAAUUUUUCAGGUGAUCACUCUGGAGGGCUGGGUGGAGAUCAUGUAUUAUGUGAUGGAUGCCCAUUCCUUCUACAACUUCAUCUACUUCAUUUUACUCAUCAUUAUUGGUUCAUUCUUCAUGAUCAACCUGUGCCUGGUAGUCAUUGCCACCCAGUUCUCGGAGACCAAACAGCGGGAACACCAGCUGAUGCAAGAACAAAGGGCGCAGUGCCUGUCCUCCUCCACCCUUGCCAGCAUGGCCGAGCCAGGAGAUUGCUACGAGGAGAUCUUCCAGCUGGUGUGCCACGUCCUUCGCAAGGCUAAGAGGAGAUCGGCUGCUCUCUACUACACGCUGAGGGGCAAAACCCCGCCAGCUGGUGGUGGCAGGAGUAACAGGCGUGGCGGAGGGAAUGCGAACGGAGAGCGGCAUCAUUCCAGGCACCCAAAAACAUCUCACUGUCCGCACCAGAGCAAGCAAGACCAUGACUCUCAGCCACUAGCCAACUCCAUCAGUCUGGCUGUCCCUCAGAACCCCGAGGACUGCCCAAUAUGUGCGUUAUCACUGAAAGAGAGGGCGAGGGCAGAGGGAGACUCCGCCAAGGGGGAGGAAGAAGAGGAGCAUGCGGUGAAAGAGACGGGCAAGGAGGAGAACCAUCUAGAGGAGAAGGGAGAUGGAGAGAAGAAGAGGAAGAGGACGUGCUUUGGACAUUGUAAAGACAUUUGGAAUGACAUGAGGAGGAAACUUUGGGGCAUUGUAGAGAGCAAGUAUUUCAGCAGGGGCAUUAUGAUUGCUAUUCUCAUCAACACCAUCAGUAUGGGCAUCGAGCAUCAUAACCAGCCCGAGGAGCUGACCAAUGUCCUGGAGAUCUGCAACAUUGUGUUCACCAGCAUGUUCACCCUGGAGAUGAUCCUGAAGCUGACUGCUUUUGGCUUCUUUGAGUACCUGAGGAACCCCUAUAACAUCUUUGACGGCAUCAUUGUCAUCAUCAGUGUGUGUGAGAUUAUCGGGCAGGCAGACGGCGGUCUGUCAGUGCUGAGGACCUUCAGGCUGCUGAGGGUCAUUAAGCUGGUGAGGUUCAUGCCUGCGCUGAGGCGGCAGCUGGUGGUGCUGAUGAAGACCAUGGACAACGUGGCCACUUUCUGUAUGCUGCUUAUGCUCUUCAUCUUCAUCUUCAGUAUUUUAUCCUGGGGAAUGCAUAUCUUUGGUUGUAAGUUCAGUCUGAAGACGGAGGCAGGAGACACAGUGCCUGACAGGAAGAACUUUGACUCCCUGCUCUGGGCCAUCGUAACCGUCUUUCAGAUUCUGACUCAGGAGGACUGGAACAUGGUUCUGUACAAUGGGAUGGCGUCCACCUCGCCCUGUGCUGCUCUAUACUUUGUAGCUCUUAUGACUUUUGGAAACUACGUGCUCUUCAAUUUACUGGUUGCCAUCUUGGUGGAGGGUUUUCAGGCUGAGGGUGAUGCAAACCGCUCUUACUCGGACGAUGACAGGUCUUCCUGUAAUUUUGAGGAGAAUGAUAAGCAGAAAGACUCUCUGCAUCUCUCAGACCCAAAGAUCUGUACACUAACUCCUAAUGGGCACCUGGACUUAUCCCCAUUGCCCCAUGGCCUGUUUCCAGGAGAGAGGUUGACUUUUGCUCUGGGCUCUAGGAAGAACAGCGUUAUUUCUCUUGGCAGGGCUAACUUGGAGCAGAGGGCUAUGUAUCCAGGUCGAGGUUACCACAACUGGGGCCGCCCACUGUCUACCCAUCCUCAGGCCUUGUGGGCCCGUCGUUCCAGCUGGAACAGCCUGGGAGGAGGCUGGCCCUGCUCCUCAUCAUCUCCCUCUGCUAGUCCAGCCUUCGCCACCACCUCUGCAAGGCCCUUCUAUGGCUACGGCCUGGAGGGUCUUGGCGGAGUGGUUGGGGGAAGCCUUCGUAUCCGGGGUCCCCGUGCCUCUUCAUCCCCGCACCGCCAUCUCCACCAUGUCCAGCCGGAUGAGGAGGAGUCUCUCAUCUCUCCUCCCCCUGUUGCUCUACACUCUCUUCACCUUCCUUAUCCUAUGUUCCCGGGCCACUUUGUACCCAGGAGGGACCGCAGAGCUCUAUCACUGGAGCUGCCCCACCUGCUGCAGGUGCCAGGACCCUCGCACCUUCCACUACCGCCACACCACCCGCUGCCCCCCGUGAUGCUCCAAGCUCACCAAAGGAAGAAGAGCUUCUCUGGGGGGAUGGUUACCAGUGCAGGUGGUGGCGGUGGGCUUGACAGUCUGGGUGGCUUAGUAGGGGUACACCAAGACUGUAAUGGGAAGACUCCUCUGUCUCAGCUUCUACAGCCCCCUCCUAGACACCACACUGAGCAUGCUGGAGGGGCAAACCCCCAGAGCCAGCUGAUGGCUGACGUCUUCCCCCAAGUUAACACACGCAGCAAGGACCGGGAGGACCUGGAUGAUGACAUUGAAUAUAGCUUGUGUUUCCGCAUCCAGAAGAUGUUAGAAGCAUACAAACCAGAAUGGUGUGAGAGCAGAGAGGACUGGUCGGUAUUCCUAUUUUCACCACGGAACAGGUUCAGACAGAUAUGCCAGUCCAUCAUAGCUCAUAAGCUGUUUGACUAUGUGGUGUUGGCCUUCAUCUUCUCCAACUGCAUUACAGUAGCUCUGGAGAGGCCCAAGAUACUUCAGGGCAGCUUGGAAAGAGUCUUUCUCACCAUCUCCAACUACAUCUUUACUGCCAUCUUUGUGAGCGAGAUGACACUCAAGGUGGUUUCCAUGGGUCUGUAUGUGGGUGAGCAGGCUUACCUGCGGAGCAGCUGGAACAUCCUGGAUGGCUUCCUGGUUUUCGUGUCUUUGAUUGACAUUGUCGUGUCCAUGGCGGGUGGGGCCAAGAUCCUGGGUGUGCUUCGAGUACUCAGGCUGCUCAGAACAUUGCGUCCCCUCAGGGUGAUUAGCAGAGCUCCAGGUCUGAAGCUGGUGGUGGAGACCCUUAUCACCUCCCUCAAACCCAUUGGCAACAUUGUCCUCAUCUGUUGUGCGUUCUUCAUAAUCUUUGGCAUUCUUGGGGUACAGCUGUUUAAAGGCAAGUUCUUCUACUGCUUCGGCGCCGACGUCAAAAACAUCACCAACAAGUCUGACUGUCUGCAAGCAAACUACAAGUGGGUCCACCAUAAGUACAACUUUGACAACCUGGGACAGGCUCUGAUGUCCCUGUUUGUGCUCGCAUCCAAGGACGGCUGGGUCAACAUCAUGUAUCACGGCCUGGAUGCUGUGGCGGUGGACCAACAGCCGGUGACCAACAACAACCCGUGGAUGCUGCUGUAUUUCAUCUCCUUCCUCCUCAUCGUCAGCUUCUUCGUCCUCAACAUGUUUGUUGGCGUGGUGGUGGAGAACUUCCACAAGUGCCGCCAGCACCAAGAGGUCGAGGAGGCCAAAAGGCGUGAGGAGAAGCGACAGCGGCGCAUGGAAAAGAAGAGGAGAAAAGCCCAGAAGCUGCCCUACUUUGCCAGCUACGGCAGCAUACGCCUAAUGAUCCACACACUGUGCACAAACCACUACCUGGACCUCAUCAUCACCUUCAUCAUCGCCAUCAAUGUCAUCACCAUGUCCUUAGAGCACUACAAUCAACCCCAUUCUCUGGAUCUCGCCCUGAAGUACUGCAACUAUUUCUUCACCUCCACGUUUGUGCUGGAAUCAGUACUCAAACUCAUCGCCUUCGGCUUUCGCCGCUUCUUCAAAGAAAGGUGGAACCAGUUGGACCUCGCCAUUGUGCUUCUGUCAGUGAUGGGCAUUACCCUGGAGGAGAUCGAGAUCAGUGCUGCCCUGCCCAUCAACCCCACGAUCAUCAGGAUCAUGAGAGUACUGAGGAUAGCACGAGUGCUGAAGCUGCUGAAGAUGGCGACAGGAAUGAGAGCCCUGUUGGAUACGGUAGUCCAAGCCCUGCCUCAGGUGGGUAACCUGGGCCUGCUUUUCAUGCUGCUGUUUUUCAUCUACGCCGCCUUAGGAGUAGAGCUAUUUGGAGAACUUGUUUGCAACGAAGACUACCGAUGUGAGGGAAUGAGUCGUCACGCUACCUUUGAGAACUUUGGCAUGGCCUUCCUUACCUUGUUUCAAGUCUCCACGGGCGACAACUGGAAUGGCAUCAUGAAGGACACAUUGCGGGAGUGCCCACCAGAUCAUGGCACUGAUGUGGACUAUGCCUGCAAUCCUAGCCUUCAGUUUAUCUCGCCCAUGUACUUUGUCUCCUUCGUGCUCACCGCCCAGUUCGUGCUCAUCAAUGUGGUGGUGGCCGUGCUGAUGAAGCACCUGGACGACUCCAACAAGGAGGCCCAAGAGGAGGCGGAGAUGGAUGCAGAAAUUGAGCUGGAGCUAGCCCAGGGCACCCUCUGUUGCAUGGGCGCCCCCAGCUGCGGGGGUGGGAGGGUGGAGAAAGGACUUGGAGGCACAGCAGGGGGAAAGGAGAGAGGAUGUGCGGGUGGAGAGAGGAGAGACGGAGUGAGGAAGAUGCGACAUUCAGCAGGCAGCGCGCACUCAGGAGCGUACAACCUCCGGGACUCCAGCCGGAGCCUGUACUCCCCAGCACAAGAGAGCCAAUGGCUGGACAGCGUAUCUCUCCUGAUCAAGGAUACAUUGGAGGGGGAGAUGCUGAUGAUCGACAACCUCUCCGGUUCUGUCUUCCACCACUAUUCCUCUCCUCCACCCAUCUGCAAAGAUUGCAAGGGCCACCCACAAGAGCAGAUCAGGAUGGCAGAGAUUGAACAGGCAUCGCUGAAGUCAGAGCAACUGUCAGACAAGUCCUCAUCCCCCGCUCUGCCAGAUGACCUCAGCCUGGACGAACAUACUGCCUACCAGCUGCUGGCGCAAGAGUGCAAGGGAAGGUGCAGCAGUGACUCCCGCAGUUCUGAGGAGGCUGGAGGUGGAGGGAGUUAUACAGGAGGCCACUCCACCCAGGUGGUGCAGAGCCAGGUGCAGGGGCUGGGCCAGCCCUGCCGGCCCCUCAUCGCUGGCAUUGACGUGGAGACUGCACUACAGGAGAUAGAGAUGCAAACACACCGAGCACAUAUGUGCACACCUCACUGUAGCCCUGGUGGCGUUUCCAGCAGCAGCAACCAGGAAAUAAACCAAGAAGGUGGAGGAGGAGCCAGUGGCAUUUCUCCUCACUUCCAUCUGCCUGCAGAGUUUUUCCACCCUGCAGGAGCAGCCAUCCCAGCACCUCCCCGCAGCAGGAGCCUACGGUUGACGAGGGGCCUUAGGCUGACCUCCCCAGCCUCCUGGGCUUCACUCCGCUCCCCAGGAGCCCAUAGCAAGAUGCUCUGUACACAGUAUCCAUCCCACAGUGACUCAUCCCUUGCUACAGGCAGCUCUGAGGGCAGCCUCCAGACCACCCUGGAAGAGGGACUGAGCUUCAGCAUCUCUCCACCACAGAACUUGGAGUUGCCUACAGCUCCCUUACCACUCGUGUGCCCUCUCCCGCUGCCUGAAGACAGCACCGCCAUUUCCUCCCCGGUCCAGACCCUGAGACCAAGGCCGAGCCCCUCAUCAGCCCUCACCCUUCAGGCCACCAGGGGCCACCAGCGGAGCCAGAGCAGUGGCCGAGGUAGCACCAGCCCGGGCUACACCCGUGACGACUCGAUUGACCCUUCAGAUGAGGACCUGGGUAUAGGUAUUGGAUCGUCAAUUGGUGGCUGUAGCUCUAGCCAAGCAGGCAACAGUGAACACUUGUCAGAGACGUUGAGCAGCUUGUCGCUGACAUCACUGCUGUCGCCCAGCUCCCUAAUGUACCCGGGAGUAGCAGUGAAGAAGUGCAACAGCACAGGAAGCUUGGACCAAGGGGGGAUGCUGCUGUCGUCCAGGGGCAGGGAGGGCCGCAGGGAGAUUUUAGGCUUGGAGCUUAUGGACCCCCAAGGCUUCUUGGCCAACCCCUGGACAGGGGUAUUAGUUGGCACAAGAGGAGAAGAAAGAGGGGAAAUAGGAGAUGACGAGCAAGGAUUCAAAGCAAAGAGCUCAAGCCAAACAACAGUAGGGCCUUGUCGAAAAAACAGAUGAAACCUGCUGUUAACUCUCUCUUUGUCUCUCCAUUCCUUGGAUCUAAACCCAUAGCUGUCCCUCUCACGCUCUCUGCUUCCAUCAGUGAGAGAGAGGCUUGAUGACACAUGAUGUCCCGUAUUCCAAAACCAAACCCUCAUCUUGCCCCCUCAACCCCUUUCUAUACAUUUGUGACAAGUCCAAGUCCUAUUUAGUUCUACCUAGAGGAGUGGUCUUGGUUAGGUGAGGAAGUGGCCUGCAGAGUCAAGGCCCAAGGGCUGAAGAUGGAUCCUUAAACCCUCUUUGGGGCUGUACUUGAAGGGCUGGACAUGGAAGGUUCUGCUCACAUUAGAAGACCAGGAGGCUCAUUCAUAUCAGGGAGUCAAUAGGAGCAGAGACAAAAGAGCUUAAACUCAAAGACACAAGUAAGAGUCUUGUUGUUGCUCUACUGUAGUUUCCUUUUCCCCGUGUCGGCUUGCAACCACUGAGGUUGAAAAUGCAAAAAUAGAAGUACCCAAGUUGAAAAUAGCUAUCCAUGCCAACCGAGACUGUUUUGGUUCGUUUAUGUUUCAGAGGCAGUGCAGCAAGUAGGUAGGAGGAGGCUCGGAAGUGGCAGAAUAUAUUAAGGCGGAAGGAAGGCUGGCAAAGGAGAAGGCAGGUCAUUUGUUUGGCUGGGAACGCAGAAAGCAGAUCUAAUGUCCAUCUGCUCUGGCAGACGGAAACAACAGGUCCUACUCACUCUGGCACAGGACCUUCUGCUGAGUUCAGAGUAAAACUGCAAGGUGGAGGAGAGUUCAUGAGUGAGUGCUCAUAGUGUGUGUGAGAGCACUGCCUCAGGUACCCAAGGCAUGAAUUAGAUCAUUCUCACCACUUCACCAUACCUCUGUAUUUUUGAAACAGGAGAUAGGUAUUGACUGAUUAAAGUUGUGUGCCUCUGUUAACUUGAGUGGCAGCAGAAAAUGAAAAGAAAUUGACAGAUUGCGGAGGUGUAACUGUGCAUGGAGUGAUUUGUGAAAUUGGUUAUUUUUCUCUCUACCUUCAGCAUCUCUCACUCAUUCAGACAUGAAGAGACGAGUAUGAAAGAGAGCCAGGUUGGAUGGAGCUUUACAAACCCCAUCAGAAGAAACAAUAAUGUGUGCAUGGGGAAGCCUAUUGUGUGUACCAAAAAAAAUGGUUCACAGCUACUUAAUAAAGUCAGACUUCAAGCACACUCCUUUUUGACACCACGUCCUCUCACCAUGCUUAAGGAUUCGUGACGAAUGGACAAACCCAAAAGAGUUGCGAGGGACCUUGACUGCAUGAUGGAAUUGCAUUUAACCAAGAUUUUUACCUAUAUACAGAAGUGUAUCAAGAUGUCAAUGUUGGGUGAUAACCAUGUGAUUUCUAUUCCACUAUUUUUGUAGAAAAGAGAAUAGGCACGUGCAAGUGUUGCCGUUACUUAAUCCCCAUUUCAUUUAACCCAUACGAUCUCUUUGUCUAGGACUUUUUGUCUGCCAGUGGCUUCCAGUUUUAUAACAUUUUUUAAGGUGUGGACGGUGUAUAAAACAACGAAGCAAAAAAUUUCAAACAAACUUUGUGCGCUGAAGUGAUUGUUCCCUCCAGCACAUUUCUCUUUGGGGACACUGGUACCUCGUGGAUAUUUUUUCUUUUUUUUCAAACGUUGGAGUCCGAGGGGACAACCAGAGGUGGGAGCAGCCAUAUUCACUCAGCACAUGAGGAUCGUUCUAGCUCACAGACAUUCCUUGCUGCACACAGGGAACUUUGUUUGCUUUUAGCCUCCUAUGCUAAAAAACCAUCAAUAGCAUAAACCAUCUCUAUGAAAGCUUUAAUUUGAGAGUUACACCACAACAUAUCGAUUACGGACACAUAGUGUUCCUUAAGCAUGGUUCUGGGAUUGCAAUACAGUAUGCUUUUUCUUGAAAUGACACCCUGAUGCACUCAUCUUCUCUUCCCUCAUUUCCUCACACAUACAGUAUGUUGUAGCAACCCUUUCACACACACACAAUAGUUUGAUAUCAAAAGCUGACACUGUAACAACGAACAAAACUUUGCAUCUUUUAAUGCAAGCUAUUUUUGCUUCUUGAUUAAUUGCUCCAUCCAAAAAGGAGACGCUCAUCUUUAAGCCUGAUUUCUAGAGGUAGACUGUUGUAUCCUUAGUAUUUUGAUCAUUACCUUACUUUUUUAAAUUUCUCAAAAAGAAUGAGGUGAUGUGAGAAAAUCCAAGGGUUUGAACUUUUUUAUCAUGCAAAAUCACUUUGAUGACUAUGUUUUAUCACAUGGUGUUGGGUAUUAAUGAGUGAUAGUAAAGACAGUUGUGUGUGUGAGUGUAUGCUUGUGUGCGUGUGUGUUUAUGACUUCAGGUGAAGUGAUUGCCUUUUCCUGAAGUGUCCUGUUUGUCAGUGAGGAUCCCUGAGAUUAAAGUUUUGAAGAGGGAAAACGCGAAGCAACCAAGGGCUGUUUUAGCUUCAAAGAUAUAUCCUCCUAUCUUUCUGAGACAAAUCUUUGUGUCAAUGAAUAUGGCAUCAAAGGUUAAAGCCUGACUACGCAGCAAUAAAUGUUCUAUGUGUAUGCCCUGAGUGAAUGAUGUCAAUGUGAUUUUUAUCUCCUCAGAACACAACAGUAUUCAUUACUGUCCGUUUUUGCUUCUACUUGUCUGAACUAACAACCAAUCAGAUAGCACCUCUGCCCUCUCCGAGACCAAUCAGUAGAGAGAUGGGCCGCAAUUGGACGACAUGAACAAAUGAGGUUAUUGAACUCAGGUCGGGGGGUAAAAACCACUGGUAAAUUUUUAAAGAUAGCUGUAAAGGUGUGCUCAGACUGAGCUCGGAGCAAAUUUUAAACCUCGCUUUUCGCACAAAUUUGACUGCUGGAGUGUUCAUACGCUACAAACAGCCAAAGCACCAACCAGUCCAGAUGCUAGCUGUAACUACCUAACAAUGCACCAACUGUGUGUGUGAGCAGAGUGUGCCUUUGUACAGUAUGUGUGUGCUACAGCUCUGAAUCGGACUGAUUUUGAAACUUGACCUCAAGUUGUUUCUGUUAUUUUCCUCCAGACUCUCUCUGUCUCUGUAUGUUCAUGAAGUGGAGUGCAAUAGCUCGGGUUAAGCACGUUUUAGCAACUUUAAACUUUAAACUUUAGCAAGUUUUUGCUAAAGUUUCAGCAUUUUCAACCUGCGCGGAUGCGUUUUUGCUUCAAUUUGCGCUGCCUUGAGCAAACCUUUGUCCUACUCUACAUUGAAUUUGUAUGCAAUCACGCCGCCUCUUAAAUUUGCUUUGCCUUCAGUCUGAACACACCUUAAGAGUGUACAAUUCACAUUUGUACAUAUCUUUGUAUUUUGAUCUGCAUGUGUGCAUUGCUGCCAGUGACCAUGAUUAUAUCAUUAGUAUGCAUUUCAUAAAAUUGUACAAAGUUAAAGGGAAUGCCCCGGUGUUU
Messenger RNA from Cottoperca gobio, 10627 nucleotides. It is a transcript of the gene cacna1ia, whose product is annotated as calcium voltage-gated channel subunit alpha1 Ia. The transcript has 38 exons. Gene Ontology annotation, molecular function: low voltage-gated calcium channel activity; voltage-gated sodium channel activity. Lineage: Eukaryota; Metazoa; Chordata; Actinopteri; Perciformes; Bovichtidae. Gene Ontology annotation, cellular component: voltage-gated calcium channel complex; plasma membrane; neuron projection. Gene Ontology annotation, biological process: calcium ion transmembrane transport; calcium ion import; positive regulation of calcium ion-dependent exocytosis. The record is from RefSeq and is a predicted model, not a curated record. Bases 130 to 7215 code for a protein of 2361 amino acids.